Messenger RNA from Dermacentor albipictus, 8134 nucleotides. RefSeq names its product vesicular glutamate transporter 1-like. The record is from RefSeq and is a predicted model, not a curated record. Gene Ontology annotation, cellular component: synaptic vesicle membrane; excitatory synapse. Gene Ontology annotation, biological process: neurotransmitter loading into synaptic vesicle; regulation of synapse structure or activity; monoatomic anion transport. Gene Ontology annotation, molecular function: neurotransmitter transmembrane transporter activity; L-glutamate transmembrane transporter activity. NCBI's taxonomy places the organism in Eukaryota, Metazoa, Arthropoda, Arachnida, Ixodida, Ixodidae.
CGGUCCGCCGGCGCCGUCCGACCGACCGACCGGCUUAGCACGGGCUGCGAUCCUUCGCUCGCCAAGGGCGAAUCGCGAAGCCGCGUCGGCUGUGCCACCACCCUGCCUCGUGCCCACCAGGCUGCCCACGGGUGCUAUAGUCCGCUGAGAAAACACUCGUUGAAAAACUGACCAGAACUCGACGGACGCAGCCGGCGGGCCGAGCCUCCCGAUGCCGUCGCCGGUGUUCGGACCGGGUACCGCCGUAGUCAAUCCGCAGCGCCACUAGUCGCCGCCAGACAGGACGGCAGAGACGAAGACGACCGCCGACCGGGCCGUCAUCCUCAAUGGAAGCGUCGACGCGUCUAGGAGAACUCUGAGCCGCCACGGUGAGGGCGGGUGGUGGCGGCGGUGUGUCUAGUUUUUGCUGCCUCGAGUUGGCCCCGUGGCUUCGAAUCGAGAGCCCGGAACUUGGCAGUCAAAGCCCGACUCGGAAGAAGAAGACCGCAAUACGAGAGACGAGCAACGGCCACCCCAUCGCGGGUAUCUUGGCGGCCAUCAAGGAAAGCUUCGACGUUCGUCUUGUAAGUGGUUGACUAACAACAGACAAGGCCAACAUGCCUCUGGGGGUCGGAAGAGGAAACCUUUUCGACCAGGGCAUGAACGGACCUGGACGGCUGCCCGAUGGUGGGGGCGAGUCGCUGGAGAUGCCGACCAUCAAGGCACUCAAGAACCUGCCACCACCAGAUCUGGUCAAGCGCCUGAAGAAACAGGAGGACGAGAAGGGCUUCAUGAAGCAUGACGAGCUGCAGGAGGAGUACUACGAGAGCACGGGCGUCGUGCCCGGCGGAGAGCCGGGCGCCGAAGGCGGCAAAAGGUGGCGCCGGCUGCUGGAGCCCAACUGCCCGUGCUGCGACAUCUCGAAGCGACUCACUGUGGCCCUGCUCAGCUCCAUAGGGUUCCUCAUCUCGUUCGGCAUCCGCUGCAACAUGGGCGUCGCCAUCGUCAAGAUGACUGCGAACAACUCGGACACAAUGAAAGCCGAGUUCGACUGGUCCCCAGAGACCAUCGGCGUGAUCGACUCGUCUUUCUUCUGGGGCUACCUCAUCACACAGGUGCCCGGAGGAUUCCUCGCAGCCAAAUACCCCGCAAACAGGGUUUUUGGCACCGCAAUAGCUGUGUCAGCGUUCCUCAACAUGCUCAUUCCUGGAGCGGCCAAAAUUGGCUUCACGAUGGUCAUGAUGGUCCGCAUUCUCCAAGGUCUCGUUGAGGGCGUGACGUACCCGGCGUGCCACGGCAUCUGGAGACAUUGGGCGCCGCCCCUGGAGAGGAGUCGUCUGGCGACGCUAGCCUUCUGCGGCUCGUACGCCGGCGCCGUCGUCGGUAUGCCCCUUUCGGGCAUCCUAACCGACUACGUAGGAUGGCAAGCCUGCUUCUAUUUCUACGGCGUGUUCGGCGCCAUCUGGUACGUCUUCUGGCUGUGGCUCUCGUUCGAGAAGCCCAGCAGGCAUCCGACCAUCACCCAGGCGGAGCUCAUCUACAUCGAGAACAGCCUCGGGCAGGUCAAUCAGAUAGCGCCCACGUUGAAGACGACUCCUUGGAAAAACAUCUUCACAUCGCUGCCAGUGUAUGCCAUCAUCGUGGCUAACUUCUGUCGUAGCUGGACCUUCUACCUGCUCAUCAUAUCGCAGCCCAUGUACUUCGGACAGGUCUUCCACUUCGAAGUGGACAAGUCGGGUCUCGUGGGCGCCCUGCCGCACCUGUGCAUGACGCUUGUCGUGCCCCUGGGAGGCCAGCUGGCCGACUACCUGCGAACGCGCCAGAUACUCAGCACCACAGUCGUCAGAAAGAUCUUCAACUGUGGAGGCUUCGGCAUGGAAGCCGUGUUCCUCCUGGUGGUGGGCUACACCCGAAGCACCCCUGUAGCCAUCUCAGCGCUGACACUGGCCGUGGGAUUCAGUGGUUUCGCCAUAUCAGGUUUCAACGUGAACCACCUGGACAUCGCCCCUCGGUACGCAAGUAUCUUGAUGGGGCUGUCGAACGGCGUUGGCACACUGGCCGGCAUGCUCUGCCCCAUCGUGGUGGAGUACAUCACUGACAAGAAGAUCCACGGCGGUGACGACGCGUCCCGCUGGGAGAAAGUGUUCCUGAUCGCGAGCCUGAUCCACUUCGGUGGCGUCAUCUUCUACGGCAUCUUCGCAUCGGGAGAGAAGCAGCCGUGGGCAGAGCCUCCGCGCGAGGAGGAAGGACCCUCGUGGAAUCCGCUCGAGAACGCCUUCAAGGAGGACUCGACGGCGAACAGUGGGACGCAGCAGCAGUCCUUCCAACGGCAGACAUCUUACGGCGCCACGGCCGAAACAAACUUCCCCGUGUACGAAACCCGCGAGGAGCGCGUCCAGGAGCCGUCCCGGGACGCGUACGACCAGAGGGACUUCUAGCCGGAGAAGAAUAAAGGCGGACGGGUACUGCGAAGACGUGGGCGGAGACGUCGAAGCACCGCCGAGUCGAACACGAACGGAAGGAGGGAGUGCGACGACAAGCGUGACAAAGAAUGGAGGAACCGCGGGCGCCCACGGGACACCGUCGGCGACAAAGAGAGACAACGCGCUCGUGGCGACGACACCACGACACGACGUCCCGCCACGACGCGGCCACCGCGGUCCGCCAGGAACGACGACGCCCAGCACGGAGCCAAGCCGAUGGCGACGACCGACGAAAAGCAAGGACAGCACACGCCGCGCGACGCUGCGGCCUUUUUCGUAACCUGCCGUGUUCGAUGAGUUUGGUUCUGUCCUUCCAUCCUCAGUUUCCUGUUAUCCCUCGCCGGCGAAGCGAAACGCAGACAGCACCGGCGGGGGAAAAAAAAGAAGAAAUCGCGUGAAGGUGAACAAAAGAUUCCGAGUUGACCGGCCCACAGCUACGUAUACUCCGCCUCACUAAUUUUGUGCAAUGCAGCGAAACUCGCCAGCCAGUCAUGAGCGAGAGAACUGCUGAAUUCACCAGUUCGACUGCUCUGAUUGGCUGAAAGGGCGGUUACACCCUCUCUGGUCAGCUCAAAGAAAAUUAUUUCGGCAGCGUGGCAGAACUAGGCACGGUAGGAUUGAAGGCCGGCAAGGCAAGAACCAAACGGCCAGUCUUCUUUCCUAGUUGACUCGGGCGACACGUAGUUUUUCACUACGCCGUGCGAAAUUGGUGGGACGAAGUGCGCGUAGACAUCAGUUCGGCUCGGCGGGCCGUUACAGUUGAUCGAACCUCGGAAUGGUUAUCGCUACGAAACGACGCGAGUAAAAAAUAUGAUAUGCAAAAAAAAGUGAAGUGACUUACAAGCAGGCCCGGGAACCAUAUGUACUGCACGAUUUGUUUCCUUUGUUUCAUUACUGAACAAAACAAGUAACACUGAUGCGCACAUUGAAAGUUAUCGUGUGGUAUCGUGCAAUCUUGGCCUCUGUAAAUCUGCCGUUAAGUUACUUCAGCGCUUAAUCCACUUCGACACUGAUUAUCUUGCGAAGCCGUAGACUCGCGUGACACGUUCAUUCUGUAUGCACAAGCGAUUGUUCUGAAAAUGAAAGAAAUUCUCUUCUCCCACUGCGAGGUCUAAAGUGCGAUGCAAGUUCGGACGUUUCUCUUUAGUCAAGUAGUAUCAGCCAAGAUCAGCCAGCGCAGGAAUUGUGUUCUACUUAUCCGAACUACGCGAUAUCGCCUCGAUGUGCGCAGCAUGUGAAACUCAGAGUCCGUGCGUCAUUCAUGCACACCUCUCAAUGCGAUAAAACGAAAAAAAAGAUUUCUCAAUUGUGAGGCAGCCCGGUGAGUAUCUUAUCUUUGGUACUUUAAACGACAGUCCGACACACUGCAUUCCUCGUUACUAUACCUUAAGUUCUAGCUAGCAAAUGAGAAAAUAAAGAAAGAGAGUACGGAACUCGCUAGGACGUUGAUAUUCGCAGGAAUGUCGCCGAGACGAGAUGCAGUUGGCUAGGAUGAUAUACACUACAAGAAAUUUGUAAAAGAAAAAAUGUCUCCUAGAAGGAAACUGACAGUGCCGUAAUGGCGGUCUGGCAGCUACCGCGCGUAACGAUGUCGUUGACUGGGAGGAAGAAAAAAGGAAUAAACAGUCAGGUAGACGUACAGUAAAUAAAUGUUAUAGGAACGAUCGCUCCGCCGCUCACCUGCGUAAAAAAAAAAAGAAAAACGCCGACUGGUUUUUUUCCAGCACUCCGGGUUCCGUUCCGACGGGCUGAGAAGCACCGGCGCAUAGGCAGAGGUAAAAAAAAAUGGAAAGAAAUAACGACAGUGGUUGUGCCAUCACUGACCUCCUUCCAAGCCGCCUUCCCGGUGUAAAACGUGGCGACAGCGGCUGCCUCUGUAGAACCGGUGGCGUCCCCUUCGCUGCUCUACGGCAAGAGAGUCGGGAGCGUGGUGGGUUUUAGUCCGCGCCACGACCCACGCAUCGCCGCUAGCUAUGUGCGUCCACUUCGUUUGCGCAGACCCCGCUGUUGCGCGCAGCGCAAACGGAAGCAUUUCGGGGGAGUAGUCGCAUGCCGCUGUUCUCUCUCUCUCUCUCUCUCUCUCUCUCUCUCUCUCUCUCUCUCUCUCUCUCUCUCUCUCUCUCUCUCUCUCUCCGUAUGAGAGAGAGAGAUAGAGAUAAAAGAGAUUAGAAAGUGAGGGAGGUUAACCGGAAGAUAGAUAUCCAGUUUGCUACCCUGCACUGGGGAAGGGGUGAGGGGAGACAGAAAGAUGUUAAAAAAUGGUGCGCACACAUGAAAAGAGUGACUUUACAAAACUCGGUAGUGAGCUGAUGCUAGGAAACUGGCUCGUCGUGGCGCAUUCUUUCUUUCUUUUUGUCAGUUGGCCUCGAAAAUCGAGCAAUAUAAGUAUGUGCCGAGUUAAAUAAAUAAAUAAACGAAGAUAGUGACAUGCGCAAGACUCUGUUACACAAACGCACCCGGCAAUCACAGAGGGAACUGUGUUCUAUCUUUUUUUUUCUUUACUUAACAUUACGCGAACGCAGCGUUCUUGCAAUCGUCAUUCGAGGGCGUGAGAAGUGCAAUUUCUCGCUGGCGGCCAUGCACCACGCAGCGAUAUCAGGUAGGGGAGCUGCUCGGAAAGAGGUCAUUCGAAAAGCCAGAAAAAGAAUUUUACGCGUUCACAGGCGAAACUCAAAAGCAAGGUAAAGCUCUCCAGAGUGUCCAAACGACUAAGCACACAUCGACAAGCGUAAAGGGAAAAAAAACAGACGAUCUUAUUGCGGGCGAAAAACAAAAACAUCGAAAUAUAGGUGCGGGGCUUAGGGGGGUAACCUAAGAAAGCGAAAACGAAGAGCCCAGACAUCUAGCGCGUAGGCCCUGACAGAAAAGGAAAAUGAAAGAACUGAAUUCGUGAACUCUGCGAGACGUUGUGCACAGAGGCAGCCGCUGAGUGCGUGUACCCGGUAUACGUGAAGUUCUCCCGCUCGGUUUCCCGUAGCUUAGACUCGUGUACAUAAAUAGUGCUUCGACGUGAGCAGGCCAUACCACGAUACCACAAAGCAAUAUAGCGUCCGAACGGCUCCCGCAGUAACGAAAGCAGACGCAUACAGCAGGGCGUGACCGGGUCAACUGUCUCUAUCUCUCUCUCUCUCUCCCCCACCUCUGUGCUGUAACGGUCGAAGCAAGCAGGCGAGGCGGAGAGGAUCGGUGGCGUCUGGAAUGCACGAGCAGUGUCUCAGCCGAAAGUACGUAAUGCUGAUGCUGACGCUGCUACUGUUGCCGUUUUUGCUGGACCGGUGCGAGACUCGUGCAGACACGAUGAUCCGACCGGCAGCGCGGGUCAGUAUACAGCUGUGUGCUCACUGAAGCCGCGUGUGAAACCGUGUGUCUCGAUAUUGUGCCUGACGCUCGCAGUGUCUGACCGUGUAUGCCUUGACGGGUACUGCCCAAAGGGUGGCUCGGGUUUCUCCUCAAGCGAAUUCCCGCUUGCAUCGUUUCUGUUUGUGGCAUGGCCGGCUGAUUCCGUUUAAGAUAGUGGCAGGAGGUCGCCCGGUGGUAGUGGGAACUUCCUCUGAGGGCGAAUUAAUUGCCCCCGUUGCAAUCAUCCCGCUCGGGCAGGUGCCAAAGCGCAUGGGGCGCACCACGUGUGCGCCCGGAACCCGAAAAAUUUUCGGCAGCGCAAGCACAGUACAGCCCUGAACGUGACAUAGUGAUUAUCUCUGCAGACGGUAACCACGCUGCGAUCUCUGAUGUCGGCGCCCAUGCUCAGCAAACAGGCAGGCAUGCGGGACAUGGCUUCAGGGUGACCCACUGAGAGUGCCUGAACCCCUGUUUCAGUUCGUGUGCACUCGAUCGUGUUCGGGCGGUGCUACAACUAUAUAGAGACUCCUGACGGACCCGUCUAAGCCCCGAAGAAUGCGUGAAUCGAACCGUUGCGCAAGAAAAGCGCAUCGUUUGUACUUGUUCGUCGCUGAUUGCUGCUGCGUCGGCUCGCGAAAUCUUGACGGUCUCUGCAUUGCUCUGAUCUCUCUGAAUGGGAUAUGACAGUGCGACGGGCCCGGUGCUGCAGAGCUUGCUGCAAGGUGCAACAAACAAUUUUUAUUAUGUCUUUUUUUUUUACUUUGUUCCCCAAUUGCGUCCUCCACCACCACACUUUUCUCACUGAAACUAGUUUUCCAACAGUUUCGACUACUAUAUUUGUAAUACCCUUUCAACCACAGUGCAUUAUUCCUCGACGCAGUUGAAAUUACGGCGUUAUGCCAUCGCGUCGUUCCUUUCUUGUCUGUGGGUGCACGCCAGUGCUGCCGCUGACUUCUCACAACGCGUGAAGUUAGUGUCUUGUAGGCGAUAGGCAGUCGUCUGCCACAUAUGACAAUAUCUGGCCAGCCCGAACACCUCACCAUUCGCAUCGUCCUAGCCCCGCCGUUUCGAUAUAUAUUUCGUUACUGCUUCCUUGAAUUGCAAAACGAAGAAACUAUAGACAAGGACGUUCGUGACGAAGGUGGCAAAUGAAGGCAACAUAUAUGGUAUCCCGAUUCGAUAAACCACCUGUACCGGCGAAAAGCCGAGUAUCCGGACUGCAAGAAAGGCCAAAGGCGUCUGGAAUCGAAUUCCCUAAUUCAAAACAUCCGCAGCCUCAAAACGAACGGAAAACGUAUGCUUGUGACUAACACGGGACAAACGUGCAACGAGGACAAUAAACGUUUAGACAUACUUCAUUGCCCGUUCGUUUCAAAACAAGAAGCGGACGUGGUACUUUUUUUUUUUUGCACGAACUCAGCCAACUGCGUUUUCGUUUAUCUGCAUGCCUAGCGGCUACAGUACAUCAUCUCAUCGGCAUUUUUGAGCGAGUGCUACGAAACUUUGCCUUUCGACAUUACACCCGCUGCGCCCUACAGCUGGCAGCGAUUUUAUACUAACCGCUUGUCAAGGAUCAUUAGCAACGGCUAUUCUAUACUGUACUAGUGGAAGCCUUCCGCUUUGCCCGAAUUAAAGCACCGCACCACAUGGAUUGUGUUGGACCGGAAAUAACUCUCAGACAAUUGUGAAAGAGUCGCCACGUGGUCCAUUGGAGACCUGUACUCCAUACAAAUGUCCAGUGCUGUCCUUGAUUAGAAUAGCAUACAUCCCCUACCAUUUUCUUUUUCAGUUUCUGGGAAAAUGUGGCUAAGUCUACGAGUUUCGAGGUCUAUCGAAGCUAUGGAAUAACGUUUUAGCGACCACUAUUAACCGCAAUAUGUGUAGGAUUUCUAUUGAUUCGACACGCUUCUACGCAACAUCACGUAAGGAGGCGUCCUUUAAGUGAGUAAGUAAAAUUGAGCGGUCGAUUAUCGAGCUUUUCGGCUUUCCGGGACUACUAUGUUAAUGACAUCCUUAACAAGUUCUGCAUCGCGCCAGUGGACAUUCACGCCGUCAGUUACCAGAUACGGACCGUUUGACCAAAUUCGCCAACCUGGCAGUCUGAACCACUAAUGGCUAAAACAGCAGUAGCACCAGGCGCCACUGGCACAGUAGAACGAAGCCUCAAAACUGAGCUUAAAGCACAGUAGUAGCAUUUCGUUUUGCCCGUGCUGUUUGGCAACGGCCACAUUAUAUCACAUAGCCAUUUUAUAUGCGAGUUAGAGAGAGAGGAGGUAUCUGUGAUAAAACGGCCGCGGCUGUUGCACGCACGCUUUUUGUCCGCGCGCACAGAA